Molecule: messenger RNA, 2472 nt
Organism: Pseudocercospora fijiensis CIRAD86
Lineage: Eukaryota; Fungi; Ascomycota; Dothideomycetes; Mycosphaerellales; Mycosphaerellaceae
Exons: 4
Coding region: 1-2436 (811 amino acids)
Molecular function (GO): GTPase binding
Source: RefSeq, a predicted model, not a curated record
AUGGACCCGGAGAGGCAUCCCGAGUCACCACACCAUGGCCAUGACAGUGGUGAGGAAGCCGAGCGCGUGCCGGAGGUGAAGAAGCCGCGCCGAUUGCCCGCCGACCUUCCCACGUCCCUCGACGAUCGAAGGCAUCAGCGCGACGAGUAUGUAGGCCAAGAGACCGAAUACUAUGAUGCAUGGCAAGGUCAAUCGCAAUUCCUGAGCGCACCUACAGUCGCAAAACCCCUCAACUUCAACCUCUCACUGAACGAGCCCGACGACGAUUUUGAUCGAAACUUUGGCCACGAUGACGUACGAGUCGCGCAAAUGCUGUCUGCUUCGGCACUGAGUUCAGGCAACAACAUAGCAGAGACCGAGGAGGAUGAGGUGUUAGCAGACGAGAGUCUGUCACGCCAGCAGAAAGCACAAGCCCUGCAGGACUUUCUGUUUCUCGCAGCAAGCAAUGGCGAUGUGGAGAGAGUCAGGCGCUUGGUACGAGGCGAAGCAUCAGACUUGCUAGACAUUGACGCUGCCGAUGCCGAAGGCACGCCACCUCUGAUUUAUGCAGCCUGCUUCGGUCACAAGGACGUGGUCGUAUCACUAUUGAAUGCAGGCGCGAGCGUUGAUAAUCAGGACAAGAAUCAAUGGACGGCUUUGAUGUGGGCCAUCACGAACAGGCACCAGGGUAUUGCGCAGCUACUGUUGGAUCAUGGCGCUUCGACAGAGCUGAAAUCUUCAAGUGGUAGGACUGCUCUUGAUUUCGUGCCGCCGGGCACCGUCAUGUCGGAAUUUCUGAAGCACAAUGGCUACAGCAUUGGCAAUGCCGGCGUCACAGAUGACUUCUAUAGUGCUGGAUUCUCUCAAGAUCGAUUUGAAGAGGAACUGGCAGAGAGCGAGCAGCGAAGACGCAUGAUGAUGGAGAGCGCAAUUAAUCUGGAAGUCGAUCUUGGCAACCUGGGCUUGGACGAGGCGCCAGAUUCGCCAGAUGACUUUGACGACGACGCCCAGGAAUUCAUCUGGGACCGAUGUUUGAACGACCAAAUGUUCGUCUUUAUGGAAAGCGACAUCGAGCGAAUACAGGAUUUCCUAAUCACACAGAUGACACCGCAACGAUCAGCUUCCCAGAAACCCGUCCCCGCGAACAUCGUCUUUCUCGGCGCUCGAUACGCACAUUACCACUCUAGCUGCGAAUUGCUCACGGAUUGGCUUGAGUCUGCUCAAGACAAGAUUUAUGCCGUCGUUGAUCGAAAUCCAUGGGACAUGACUAUCUUGGCAUUCUGGCUGUCGAACGCCACGUUGCUUUUGUACUACCUGAAGAAAGAUACUGGUCUCACUGAAGUGACGACACAAUUCCCAGCCCAGAUGGCGGAACUCGUCCAUGAAAUCUACAUCCUCAUCAUCCGAGAUGCGGAGCGUCGCAUGGAUAAAGUCCUCGACUCCGCCAUGCUCGAUCAUGAAACCAUUCCUGGCUUCGAAGAUGUCUCGUUUCAAAACGAGUGGAAAUUCCUCAAGAAGAAGUCAACCGUCAAACCAGAGCCGAUGGAGAAGCGAUUCGGGCCUCCAUCACCCAAACGAAAAGCACAGAUCUCGCCGCGGAAUAUCACAUCUCUGCUCGCAUCAACGCUCUUCGUACUAGAUCUCUACGACGUCCAUUCAGUCAUCGUCUCGCAGAUACUAUCACAGUUGUACUACUGGCUGGGCGCCGAGAUCUUCAAUCGAAUAAUGUCCAACAAGAGGUACUUGGCACGCACCAAAGCUAUGCAGAUUCGCAUGAAUAUAUCAAUGCUGGAGGAUUGGGCACGCACGAACAAUAAGCAGCCAGAGCACCAUGAGAACGGUCACACAACCUCGAGCGGCGAGUCGACGAUCGACGCAGCACGACGACACUUGGCGCCUGUUGUGCAACUUCUACAAUGGUUGCAGUGUUUCUCGUCAAUCGGGGAAGAUCGUGAAGCAAUGGAAACUACAAUACAGCAACUGCCCUCGCUUUCCUCUAUGCAGCUGUUACACGCGGUGAAGCACUAUCGUGCAGAAGUCGGCGAGAAAGGCUUGAGCAGACCGACUUUGCGAUUUAUACAAGAGGUCAAAAGCAGGCCGAGAGCGCUUAGUACACAGCCUCAGUCUGGCAACAACAAGGACCUACCUUCAACGCCGACCGCGCCUGGAGCUCAGAACCCCAACGGCAAAUCGACACCUGUGCCACCGGGUACUCCCUCUCUUGACGAAGACGACCAGCCAGAGAGCAAUCUUAUGAACCCAGCAUUAUUGCUGCCAUUUCACCUGCCAACUUCGACAGACAUGCUUGUGAGCUACGGCUCGGGAAUCGGAGGUAUGAACAAGACGCAAGAACGAAAAUACAUUCCCACGGUGCCGCCGGAUUUCUUCGACAAGUUGGAUCCUGGCAGGACAAGGCAUAGCGUCUACGCAAAUGCUAGUCUAGACGACAGCUCUUGAUGAAAGCAAUCGCUCAAUGUACCUCAAUUUCGUACG